Adineta steineri is the source of this 2049-nucleotide messenger RNA. NCBI's taxonomy places the organism in Eukaryota, Metazoa, Rotifera, Eurotatoria, Adinetida, Adinetidae. The record is from the annotation of a GenBank genome assembly.
AUGCUUGAGCAAUGGGAACCUAAUAUUUCAUUUUCCAAAUUUUUUACUCAAUGUAAUAUCACAUCAUGUACCUAUUCAAUUACAAUGGGAAACGAUUUUCUCUAUGUUAUUACAACAUUACUAGGAAUAUACGGUGGUCUUACAGUAUUUCUACGUCUCAUUGUACCUCAUAUUGUUAAAUUUUUUGUGAGACAUUUACGUAGACAGAAUUUGAAUCGUGAUAUUUUGCCAUUCUCUGUUCGAUUGCGUGGAUUUCUUAUGCGUAAUGUUAAUCUCAACUUGUUUCCAACUGAAGAUUCCUCAGAGAUAGUCAUUCAUCAACAACGUUGGGCAACCCGUUUAUAUCUUAUAAUUCUUAUUAGUGCAAUGACUGUUCUUAUGCUUUAUUCUUCUCUAUCACAACAGAUUGUAAGCCAAACAAUAACCAAGCCAACGCAAACUCAAUAUGAAAAUCUCGUUCAUGUCUAUGGAAGUGCUGUUUCUUGUCCAUGUUCUCGAAUAGCAGUAAAUCUAGAAGAAGAUCUUCGUUCACAGGCAGACAUACUCUCUACUAAUUUUAUUUCGUCAACAGAACGUUCAUUCGCACGUGAGCUUGCACUAAUUCGUUUUACUACACAAGGUAAUCAGAUUAUAACAGGCACUUAUGCUAAUUUUGGUAUACCUGUCUCAGAUGAAACUACAAAUGGUACGAAUAUCACCGUAGUUGACAUAGUGCCCGGAUAUUUUAUAAAUGCAGAAGGAAUACCAUGUUUUUGUGCACGCAGUAUAAAUGAUCGAUUAUCCUUCAUACAACAUCUACAUUCUCUUGUAAAAUGGCUUAUCGAUAAGCUUUUGAAAUUAAAUCUGUUCAAGCAUAAUAAUAAUGAAACAAUGGCACGACAUAUGACACGUCUCUAUCUAAUAGCUCUUUUCGUAGCUGGAUUAGUACUUAUUUCGUACAUUGAAUUAAGAGAAGAACCAACACAAGUCAAGACAAUUUAUUCCCCAUCACUUGAUACUUUCAAAACUCUUCUAUCCGAAGAUUCACAACUGUCCUGUCCAUGCACAAAUUUAGCUGUACCUUAUUCGAGUUUCAUCUAUCUCAAUACAACAUUUCAUGAGGUCUGUUCAAGUGACUUUGUUUCAUCUAUUUGGCUUGAUCGCGUGUUGGGCUAUGCAGGCUAUGACGUUGUAGCAGAUUAUUAUCCAAACAUCACCGAUUUUCGUCGACAAGCCGUAGCUCAUUUCGAACUAAUUCAAUUCUUUUGUCAGCUAGUCGAUCAAACAAUUAACGAUGCCCUGCAAAUAUUUGGUCUUACUCAGUUAGUUAGUGCACAACCAUUGCAAGAAUCGUCAUUCUCAAUACAUGUUCAAUCACUUGUACAACAAUUUCAAACUUCCACUGCCAAUGAUUUCAUGCGCAGUUUAAUGCUCAUUCGUCAGACAACUCAAGGUAAUGCUUGGAUCACUAUGUAUGCAAGUAGUUGGCGUCUUACUGUGCGUGAAGUUUAUCCUAAUGCAGCAAUUUUUAUGUAUCCAGUUGUUUAUGGUAAUUGUUCUUGUGCUACUUAUGCCACCUGUACACAACCAGCAGGUAUAUAUGAAAAUGAAACUUUUAUUGCUCUAUCUGGUUUUCAUAUUGGUUGCUAUCCACUUGAAGCUGUAUUACAGUCAUCACUGGCAUGUCUCUAUAGUUCAGCCUGUGUACAAUUAUUAGAAUUUUAUUUUCCACCAACUACUAAUGUGACUCCUGUACGUACUCUCACAAAUCACCAAUCCAGUGUAUACUCAGUGAAUUCAACCAUUGAGACGCUCAUUAGUCAAUUACUAGUUGAACAAUGGACGGUGAAUAUAUCAUAUGAAGCAUUCUAUAAACAAUGUGCUCCUGCCACGUGUACCAUUAGCUUUAAAGGACGAAAUAGUUUGCCAGUAAUUAUUACAUUUCUACUUGGUAUUUUUGGUGGUUUAACUAUUGUAUUAAAACUUCUCGUACCAAUCAUUGUUUAUAUUGCUUGGAUGAUUUAUAGAAAAGUACGAAGAAAUCGAAAUGCAAUAGUUCCAAUUAACUAA